AUGAAUAAAUUGUUCAUAGUCUUCUUCUGUAUUGUUCAUCAUCUUGCGAACGUCUCAGCUCAACUCAAGGUUGGAUUUUACGGCUCCACCUGUCCAAGGGCGGAAUCGAUCGUCCGGGAGGUUGUCCGAACCGGGUUCGCCAAAGACCGGUCCACUACACCGGCAUUGCUUCGUAUGUAUUUUCACGACUGCUUUGUUAGGGGUUGUGAUGCAUCAAUAUUGAUAGAUCCGAAAUCAACUAAGACAAAACAAUCGGAGAAAAACGCAGGACCAAACCAGACAGUACGAGGAUACGAGCUGAUCGACCAAAUCAAGACUAAGCUAGAGGCGGCCUGCCCUUCCACGGUGUCUUGUGCUGACAUUAUAGCCCUCGCCACCCGCGACGCCGUGGCCAUGGCCGGCGGCCCCAGCUACACCAUUCCCACCGGGAGACGCGACGGCCUUGUCUCCGACCCGGCACAAGUCAACCUCCCCGCCCCUGAUCUCUCCGUCUCCCAAGCACUAACAUUCUUCACCGACAAAGGCUUCUCCCUAACCGAUAUGGUCACGCUAUUAGGAGCCCAUACCGUUGGAAUUACCCAUUGUGGGUUUGUCCAGAACCGGCUGUCGGCCACAGAUCGUACCAUGGAUGCCGGCUUAAAAGCCCAACUGAAACGGACAUGUUCGGUCCUUCCGAGGAAGGAUCCGGCAGUGUUCUUGGACCAAAAUACGUCGCUUAUAGUGGAUAACGAGUUUUAUAAGCAGAUAAGGAUGAGAAAAGGGGUUUUGAACAUUGAUCAAGCGCUUGCAUUGGAUGGGUCUAGCGCAAGGAUUGUGGCGCGUUUAGCAUCCGAUCAAAAUAUUUUUCGGAAGAGCUUUGCUGAUGCUUUGAUCAAGCUCGGGAACACUCAAGUUCUCAUGGGGAAAGUUGGAGAGAUAAGGAAAAAUUGCAGAGCCUUUAACCCACCACGACCACCACCUCCUCCUCCAAGACCCGUCACUCGACCACCUCCUCCUCCUCCGAGACCCGUCACUCGACCACCACCUCCUCCUCCAAGACCCGUCACUCGACCACUGCCUCCUCCUCCUAUAACCGUCACUCCACCACCACCACCUCCGCCUAAAGCCGUCACUCAACCACAACAGCAAAAGACCCCGCCGCCACCAAAGACAGACGAUGAUGAUAUGAAGCUUCUUUAA
Molecule: messenger RNA, 1179 nt
Organism: Ipomoea nil (Japanese morning glory)
Lineage: Eukaryota; Viridiplantae; Streptophyta; Magnoliopsida; Solanales; Convolvulaceae
Product: peroxidase 44-like
Exons: 3
Coding region: 1-1179 (392 amino acids)
Biological process (GO): response to oxidative stress; hydrogen peroxide catabolic process
Molecular function (GO): peroxidase activity; heme binding
Source: RefSeq, a predicted model, not a curated record